AUGCAUAAAUUUGUAGAAGACGAAAAGAAUCGCAAUCAAAUCUUUCAAGAAAAUGUCAAAUUUGUUCUUGAAUCGAAUGACAAACCAGCUGGAACAUUCGCAUUGGCUUUGAAUGAAUUUGCUGAUUGGACACACGAAGAGUUGGAAAAUUACAGAAAAGGUCUAAACCCACUGGAAGAAGAAAAACAGCAUUUUGAUGAUGAUAGUGAUUCCAAAGAGGAUGAAAAUGCUGCUCGUCGUGAACUAUACGAACUAUAUCUUCAUGAUGUCAAUAAAAAAAGUUCGAAGCGUCGAUAUGGUAAACGUUUUAUUGAGGAUUUGUUUCAUGAUGUACUACACCCCGAUAAGACAAAUUAUGACAACAUCGUUCUGCCUGACUCGUUCGAUUGGCGUGAGAAAAAUCUUGUUAGCAGUAUCAAAAAUCAACUUACAUGUGGCAGUUGUUAUGCAUUUGCUACUGUUGCUGUGUUAGAAACACUUUAUGCUUGGAAAAAUAAUUUGUCAGAAGUAAUUGACUUUAGUCCACAGCAGCUUGUUGACUGUUCCACUGGAAAUAGUGGAUGUAAGGGCGGUCUUUUUGGACCUAGCAUCCGCUACCUGAAGAAGAAUGGUGGUAAAUUGUCAACGCUUGCUUCAUAUCCUUAUACCAGUCAAGCAGAUAAGUGUCAAACAACUGAUACCAAUCAAAUAAAUUUAGGUAAACUACAGUAUAGAUCGAUUCCUACUGGCAAUGAAGUAAUUCUAGCCAAAGCUCUCACUAUUAAAGGACCGAUCUUUGUCGGACUUAAUACUGAUUCAAAAUUAUUCACGUUUUACAAAGAGGGUAUAUACAAAGUAGAUAAUUGUUCUAAUAGUCGAGCAUCUAUGGACCAUGCUUUGACUCUUGUUGGUUACGGUUUCGAUAAAGAACUUCAACUACCGUAUUGGAUCAUUAAGAAUUCGUAUGGAGAAAAGUGGGGUGAAAAAGGCUAUUUACGUUUGGCAAAAGAUAAUGGCAACAUGUGUGGAAUUACAACAAUGGCCUCAUUUGCAGAAAUGACAUGA
This is a messenger RNA of Rotaria sp. Silwood2, 1044 nucleotides long. NCBI's taxonomy places the organism in Eukaryota, Metazoa, Rotifera, Eurotatoria, Philodinida, Philodinidae. The record is from the annotation of a GenBank genome assembly.